Aspergillus puulaauensis is the source of this 1620-nucleotide messenger RNA. RefSeq lists its product as uncharacterized. Bases 1 to 1620 code for a protein of 539 amino acids. NCBI's taxonomy places the organism in Eukaryota, Fungi, Ascomycota, Eurotiomycetes, Eurotiales, Aspergillaceae. Gene Ontology annotation, molecular function: carbohydrate:proton symporter activity. Gene Ontology annotation, biological process: transmembrane transport; carbohydrate transport. The record is from RefSeq and is a predicted model, not a curated record. The transcript is spliced from 4 exons. Gene Ontology annotation, cellular component: membrane.
AUGGAAACAAGCAUAGACACAACAACACUAUGGCAGAACCGGAAAUGCCUCUUCCUGUGCUCCCUCGUCUCAAUGGCGAAUCUGCAAUACGGAUUCGAUCUCGCCGCCGUAGGCUCUCUCCAAGCCAUGCCGGGCUUCCUCAAAGUAUUCGGCUACGCAGACCCAUCAGCCGAGGGGGGAUACGCAAUUGACAGCACCGUCCAACAACUAAUAACCUCCCUCCUAACCCUCGGCUCCUUCGUCUCCUCUCUGAUCGCCGGCCUCUUCGCCACAUAUCUCGGCCGGCGACAAGCCCUCUGGCUCGCCUGCCUGGUCAACGCAAUCGCCUGCGCAAUCCAAAUAGCCGCCCCCUCGGCCCCUGUGCUCUACGUCGGCCGCCUCCUGCUCGGCUUCGCAAACGGGUUCCUGGUCACUUUCUCAAACAUCUACACCUCUGAAGCCGCGCCGGCGCAUAUGCGGGGCGUGAUGGUCGCGCUGUUCGCGUACUGGGUUAACAUCGGGAGUAUUAUGGGGGCUGCGGUGGAUAAUAAGACUAAGGAGAGGAUGGAUGAGCUUUCGUAUAGGAUUCCGUUGGCUUGUCUUUAUGCGGUGCCGACGGUGUUGGCGGGGGCGUUGUUUUUUGUGCCGGAGAGUCCGAGGUGGUUGUUGCAUCGGGGGAAGGAAAUUGAGGCGAGGAAGGCGUUGGAGAUGCUGAGGGGGAAGAGUUAUGCUCGGUUACGAGCUUCAAGUGGUGAGAGUGAGGGAGAGGUAGGACCGUCACUGCUGGAGAUUGAGUGGGCGGAGAUGGUCAAGGGUGUUGAAGAGGAGAAGCGCACAGAGGGCGAUGUUGCUGCGUUGGAUAUGUUCCGGGGAGUCGACCUCCGCCGAACCCUCCUCUGCUACGGCAUGAUCGGCUGCCAAACCGCCUCAGGCGUGUGGUUCCUAAUCGGCUACCAGACCUACUUCUUCACGGUAACCGGCAUAGCCAAAGCGUUCGAAUUCUCCAUCAUGAACACCUGCUUCGGCUUUCUCGGCGUGAAUAUCGGGAUGUACGCCAUCCGCGAGCUCGUUGGCCGCCGCUCAAUCCUCAUCAUCGGGGCGAUCGCGUGCGGACUGUGUCAGCUUGGAAGUGCAAUCGCGGCAAGCGUUGACCCGGAUUCUCUAGCGACUGGGCAGACGCUUGUUGGGUUGACUGCGCUGUUCAUGUUCUUCUAUAAUGGCUGUGUUGGGGCUGCGAGCUAUCCCGUUGCGACGGAGCUCGUCAGUUCGAGACUUAGGGCUUGGACGGUGGGGACUGCCACGUCGUUGGGAUAUUUGCUGGCUUGGUUGGUGAAUUUCUGUACCCCGUAUUUCAUCAAUCCGGAGCAUUUAGACUGGGGCGCGCAAUACGGAUACAUCUGGGCUGGUUCAAACGCGGUCUGCGUUGUCUUCUUCUACUUCUUCAUGCCGGAGAUGAAGGGCCGGUCGCUUGAGGAGCUGGAUGAGAUUUUUGCGGCGAGGGUGCCGGCUCGUAAAUUUGCGGGAUAUCGGUGUUUGAUUCGCGACGCGGCGAGAAUUGAUGCUGUUAAUGCGGAGGGACUAAAUGAUAAGGCAGGGAAAGACGAGAAGAGUCGUGAUGCUGGAAUUAAACAUGGUAUCUAG